Molecule: messenger RNA, 1081 nt
Organism: Thamnophis elegans (Western terrestrial garter snake)
Lineage: Eukaryota; Metazoa; Chordata; Lepidosauria; Squamata; Natricidae
Gene: FBXO45
Product: F-box protein 45
Exons: 4
Coding region: 20-910 (296 amino acids)
Biological process (GO): synapse assembly involved in innervation; proteasome-mediated ubiquitin-dependent protein catabolic process
Cellular component (GO): synapse; SCF ubiquitin ligase complex
Molecular function (GO): protein binding
Source: RefSeq, a predicted model, not a curated record
UGGUCAAUCGCCUGAGGCUAUGGCGGCAGCGGCGGCGGCUGCCGGCAGCAGCGGAGCGCCGAACUCAGCCGCCGCUGCGGGGGGUUGGCGGCUUCCCGGUAGGGUCCUCGAGUUCGUCUUCUCCUACUUGGACCUCCGGGAGCUGCGGAGCUGCGCGUUGGUGUGUAAGCUGUGGUACCGCGUUUUGCACGGCGACGAGAACAGCGAGGUGUGGCGCAGCCUGGCGGCUCGCAGCCUCGCCGAGGAGGCGCUACGCACCGAUAUCCUCUGCAACGUGCCCACCUACAAGGGCAAGGUACGUGCCAUUCAGCAUGCUUUCAGCACCAAUGAUUGUUCCAGAAAUGUUUAUAUUAAGAAGAAUGGAUUUACUUUGCACCGGAAUCCCAUUGCUCAGAGUACCGAUGGAGCAAGGACCAAGAUUGGCUUCAGUGAAGGCCGUCAUGCUUGGGAAGUCUGGUGGGAAGGUCCUCUUGGUACAGUGGCAGUGAUUGGAAUUGCUACAAAAAGAGCUCCCAUGCAGUGUCAAGGUUAUGUAGCUCUCCUGGGGAGCGAUGACCAGAGCUGGGGCUGGAAUUUAGUGGACAAUAAUUUAUUACAUAAUGGAGAAGUCAAUGGCAGUUUUCCACAGUGCAACAAUGCCCCAAAAUAUCAAAUAGGUGAGAGAAUUCGUGUUAUCCUGGAUAUGGAAGACAAGACCUUGGCUUUUGAGAGAGGCUAUGAGUUCUUAGGAGUUGCAUUUCGAGGACUGCCAAAGACAUGUCUGUAUCCAGCAGUGUCUGCUGUAUAUGGCAACACUGAGCAAGAACAUGAAAAUCAAGUUGACAAUGUGGAGAAACCUGCAUAUUGGUUAACAGGACAGCAUGAGGAAAAUACAUGGAUGUGUGCUCAAGAAACCAAAACUUGUGAUUAAAAAGACCAACUGUUCUUAACGGUGCACUGACAUUUCCUUUUUCUGCCGGACCAGAAAAAUUCCUCAGGGCGGGUUUACAGUUAAACAGGCAGUUAACCACAAGCAUGUUGCAUUGAAUUUUGUACCAAGAGUGGCAAUAUGGAAUCCUGUAUAUACAUAAGGAAUUGUUUC